ACGCGCGCUUGAGACAGGGCGAAGGAAGUUUCAUUUGGCUCUGUGGUGCUUAACUAAAGUUUUCCCCGGAGUCACAGUGGGGGAUUAGACAUUCUGUGGAAAUUGUAACGCUGGAGAGACUGAUCCAGCGGUGGAGGGAACCAUCGUUUUCUUCGGCGUUGAAAGAACAAGUACGCCUGUGAGAUUAGUAGAGGACCGCAAAGGAUUUUUUUCUCCCGCUUUCCAACCCCCUCUUUCCCAAAUCUUCCGACCCCCUUCUCGAUCGGAGAUGGGGAAGGAGCAGGAACUCCUAGAGGCGGCGCGCACAGGAAAUCUUGCCGCCGUGGAAAAGCUUCUCUCUGGGAAACGACAAUCGACUGGAAGUGGAAGUGGAUCAUCGGGGACUGGUGGAAGCAGCAAUAGCAGUGGUCACAAUGCUUCGCACCCGCUUUCCAGCCUUCUCAGUAUCUGGAGGGGUCCUAAUGUGAACUGUGUGGACAGCACUGGAUACACUCCUCUACACCAUGCAGCCCUAAAUGGACACAGUGAAGUUGUGGAGUCACUGUUACGUAACGAGGCCUUGACCAACAUCGCCGACAAUAAGGGCUGCUACCCCCUGCACCUGGCCGCAUGGAAGGGGGACCAACGGAUCGUCAGGCUGCUCAUUCACCAAGGCCCCUCACACCCCAAACUCAACGAGCAGAGCUCCUCUGUAGAGCACAAAGAGUUGAAACGCUGUGGGCCCUUUGACCUGCAUAUUAAUGCCAAGAACAACGACAACGAGACCCCCCUCCACUGUGCCGCUCAGUACGGCCACACCCAGGUGGUGCGUCUGCUGCUGGAGGAGCUGACCGACCCCACCAUGAGGAACAACAAGUUUGAGACACCGCUGGACCUGGCGGCGCUCUACGGCCGUCUGGAGGUGGUCAAGUUGCUGCUCACCGCCCACCCCAACCUGCUCAGCUGCAACACCAAGAAACACACGCCGCUGCACCUGGCGUCACGCAACGGACACCUGGCCGUGGUGGAGGUGCUGCUGGACGCUGGCAUGGACAUCAACUAUGAGACGGAGAAGGGCAGUGCCCUCCAUGAAGCGGCACUCUUUGGGAAAACCGAUGUGGUGCAGAAACUUCUGAGGGAAGGGGUUAAUGUCAACAUGGUGGACAACAAGGGCCUGACUGCGCUGGACACUGUCAGAGAGAUGCCCUCUCAGACGAGCCGGCAGAUAGCAGCUCUAAUUCUGGGUCAUAUGUCAGGAAAUCCCCCUGUUUUGGACUUGCCUCCUCCCCCUCUCCCUCCACCUAAUGAGAGCCCUAGUCCGAGGAAAAAAGGUGAGAUGGAGGUGGUGAGUGCACUGCUCUCGGGGCUGGCCCCAGGGCCUGAGGAAGAGAGCCCGUAUGAGGCUCUGUUUGAGGCCACCUCCUGUCACUCUCUAGACAGCCUGGCUAGCGGGAAGUCCUCCGACAGGGACUCUGGACGGCCUGACAGUGAAGCCGGAAAGAAAGACCGGCUGGCUCACCAAUCCCAACCUGCCCCAGGCCAUGUAGAGGAGCUUAGCUCAGAGGCCCUAUUCACUAACAGCAGCAUCGAUGAGAGGGGGGAGACUGAGGAGGAGGAUCACACGUAUGAACUCCUGCUGUCCGCCCAGACCAAAGUCCCCCAGUCCGCACUGGACCCCCCAUCCCAGAAAGAUGGGAACACUACAGUCAAACAGUCUUCCAACAGUCUCCUACCUCAGCAGCAGAAGCCCACUGCCCCUAGUGACCUCAGACCACCAGGCGAUACGGACAACACUCUGAAGCUCCCCGGACCUUCUGUGGUUGGGCCUGGACGGACGGGACUCUGCUCCACUGGCGAUAACUCCCUACUCGGCCAGGACCUAGUUGCAGUACCUGAAGUGUUCACAGGCCUCUUGCACGGCUCCUCGCCUGUCUUUGACUGUCAGGUGGAGCCCCUCAGCAGGCUGCCAGGUGGGGUACUGACACAGUCCAGCCAAGGCCAACAGCCGGCGCCAGCUCCAACGGUACCCACCAAAACAACAGAAGCUCCGCCUCUGCCUCCUCCAAACAUCAACAUGGCUGCCAUCCUGACAGACUGUGACCCCAAAGCCAUCUAUGCCACAGUGUCUAAGGGGGUGCCCAGGGACAGAGACAGAGACAGGAUGAGGGACUUUGGGUCUGGGGCUGUGCCUGCUGGCAGGAUGCGUCCCCCUGGGGACCUGAAGCUGGCCCGCAGCCUCUCCAAGUCGGACUCGGACCUGCUGGUAUCGCCGCCUAGCGAGGAGGAGGGAGGGCUGGGCAGCCGCAGUGAGUCCGUCUCCAACUGCAGCGCAACCAAGAAGCGGCUGGAGAAGUCGCCCUCUUUCGCCUCUGAAUGGGACGAGCAGAUGCCUCCCACACUACCUCCUCGGAGAUCUCAGUCCUCUGAAAGUAUUGAGAAGAUCAUGACGCUGAUUGGCGCAGGCAUCGAUUUCUCCAGAGACCAGCAGUACGCUACCCCAGGUGGGGCGGCUGGGCGGCUGCUGGAUCAGCCCGUGGGGGACUGGCUGGAACACGUGGGGCUGCCGCAGUACGAGAGCAAGCUGCUGCUCAACGGCUUCGACGACCUGCACUACAUGGGCAGUAAUGUGAUGGAGGAACAGGACCUGAGGGAGAUAGGCAUUACUGACCCAGGACAUCGAAGGAAGAUCCUGCAUGCAGCUCGGUCCCUGCCAAAGGUGAAGGCCCUGGGCUGUGACGGAAGCAUCUCUCUCUCCUCCUGGCUGGACCUCCUGGGCCUGCAGGAGUACCUCCACAACUUCCUGUCCAGCGGAUACCGCAGCCUAGACUGUGUCAAGAACCUGUGGGAGCUGGAGAUUGUCAACGUACUGAAAAUCACCCUGCUGGGACACAGAAAACGCAUCAUUGCCUCGCUGGCAGAACGGCCCUAUGAGGAACCUCCUGUCAAGCCCCCCCGCCUGUCCCAGAUCAGGUGUCAGGACCUGGUAUCCCAGACCUCCUCUCCCAUCAGUCACAUGGACUCCUACGCGGGUCGUUCCAUGGACCCCCUCCUGCCGUUGGGGGAGCCUGGGAGGAGGAAGGGGCCUGACCCAGCUUACGAUGUGGACCCCCACCGGCCCCGCAGUGGAAGACACCGCUCACAUGAGAGGUAUGAGGAGCGGCAUCGGGAGCCCCGCCUGACCCUGCGACCCCCCAGCCUGGCAGCACCUUACACCCCUGUACAGAACUGGCACCACCAGCCUGAGAAGCUCAUCUUUGAGUCCUGUGACUAUGAAGCCAAUUACCUGGGAUCUAUGCUCAUCAAGGAGCUACGUGGGACAGAGUCCACCCAGGACGCCUGUGCCAAAAUGAGGAGGUCGACAGAGCAGAUGAGGAAGGUCCCCACCAUCGUCCUCUCCAUCACAUACAAAGGGGUGAAAUUCAUUGACGCAGCCAAUAAGAACAUCAUAGCUGAGCAUGAGAUCCGGAACAUCUCGUGUGCGGCCCAGGACCCAGAGGAUCUGUGCACAUUUGCCUACAUCACCAAGGACCUGCAGACCAACCACCACUACUGCCAUGUGUUCAGCACAGUGGACGUGAACCUGACCUAUGAGAUUAUCCUGACGCUGGGACAAGCUUUUGAGGUGGCCUAUCAGCUGGCUCUCCAGGCCCAGAGGACCAAACAGCACCAGGUCAUCCCAGCAGGACCUGGGACAGAGGUCAUCGAGACCAAAUCCAGCCGGCCCGUUCCUAAACCACGGGGCAGCGUAAGAAAAUUAGGGGUGGACCCGUUGGAGCUGGUGGGGGACUCCCAGUCCCAGGGCAGUGCCACGUGGCUGGUGGACCCCGUUCCCAAGGACUCCAAGAGGACCAUCAGCACUAAGCGACGGCCACUGUGAGAUGCUCUUGAAGAACUUUCCCUCCUUGUUUUCUGAACAAUAAUCUCCUGACUCCAGUGCUCAGAAAAAAAAUAUAUGAUUCUCUACAGCCAAGGAUCAACUACCUGGAUGAACAUUGUUUUCUAGAAGAAUCUGUAAGAGACCGGCUGUUCCAUUGUUCUAACUCUACACACAUUAGUAGGAACAUUGCCUGUUUCCCUGCAAGGGGAUGGAUGACAACCUUGUUGCACAGGACUAAACUCUAAACUCAUUCCCCCUGGGAUUGGUCCAUUUGGGUUAACAGGGGGAAGGGCACGUACAUACGUAUCCUGUCAGACUUAUUUACAUUCUUUGUGUCGGUUUACCGGAAACUGUCUGGGAAAACUGGCCCUCUGUGUCAGGCUGCCAAAGGAGGCUAGUGCCCAGCACUGUGAUAGGAGAUCUCUAUUGGGAACUAAUGGGGCCUUUUGUUAGGGAACAACAGUGCGCGGGAUAGGACACAGAGGCUCACACAGAAUAUAGUGUCCUACGUAGAGGUGCUCACUGUUAUAGACAGACAGCCUAGUGGGACAUCUAUUUGAGCAUGCCUUUCUCUGUUUAUGACUGGGAUGACUUUGAUUUAAUAUCUAGUGCAAUCCUAAUUUGGAGUGUCAUGAGCACUUUUUGUGAAUGCUUGGAUGCUGGGGAAAUAUUGUGUGCAUCAAAGAUGAUAUGAAGAGGAAUUGAAUUGACUGUUCAUUUAAUAGAGUAAGAACCAAAGAGAUGCCGAAAUGCGUGAAUUGUGCUCUAGCCACCCUAUUACUAUUACUCUAUUACUCUAGUAAUAGACCUGGGUGAUGGUCUUAGGGUAAUAACUCAGCCUAGCUGGUACAUCAGUCAAUAUAGAGCUGAUUAGUGCCAGUAACCUUAAUGACGAGGAAGAGAGCUCAUUAAAUCUCUGUGGAGAGGAGAGGUUAUAUGAAGUACGUUAAAAAAAAAAUAUAUAUAUAUAUAUAUAUAUAUAUAUACCAUUGUUCACAAUCCAAGCAUGUCUUAAUGGACUGAAAGAGGAAGGCAUUAGGUUGGCAAGGCACUGAUUCUAUAUAUAGACAUAAUACAAGUACAUUACUUACUUUUGCUGUGCUAGGUUCAGCUCAUUAAGUCUUCAAAUCACUGUUCACAUACAUCUCAAAUUCAAACUCAUUGCCAUAUUCCAAAUAGUGUUAAGACCCAAUCAACCCACUGUUGAAACUUAAACCCAGCGGUAUGGGGGACUUUCCUUUCCUUCUUUUCCUUUUCAGAGCUCAUGCCUUCUUGAUGUUCAUGUUGUCAUUAAUGGAUGUCUGUCUGUUUGAUUUAGAAUCCACCCUGCCUCAGUCAAUAUUCAGAGUCUGUCUGUGUUUGAUUUAGAAUCCACCCUGCCUCAGUCAAUAUUCAGAGUCUGUCUGUGUUUGAUUUAGAAUCCACCCUGCCUCAGUCAAUAUUCAGAGUGCUAACAUUGAAGCGGCAGUUGAUCAUUAUCUAGAAAAAUCCAUCAUUUUUACAUAUCCUCCGUUUAGUUUUCAGUUGGCUCCGUCAUGUUUUUACAUUAUUUUAACCCCAGUGCUGUGUUGGUGUGUAUCUCCCUUCCAUGUAGCUGACUACCAUGACCAGACACCCAGCCAGAGUGAGAGGUCAGGGGUGCCCAGACCAAUGGUAUUUUGUUGUGGGGCAGGAUGCCCUUUUGGAACCAAGAGAAAGGUCAGGCCCACUUUCCAUGCACCCCUCCAGCCACUGGGGGUCGUGCGUGCAUACACCAGGAAGGCCCUACCUGCUCUCUGCCGCCCCCAGCCCUCUCCUCAUCCUCCACUUCUUCAGCUCCAGGGGUCAGCGCUGUAGCUCUGUAGCAGACAGACAGGAAGUCCGCUAUUGGCUUCUUCCACCCUGUCCUGUCCUUUGACCACUGUGACUGACUGCCCCCAGGCAGUAAACCGAAUCAACCAACACCCUCACUGCAUCCACUUACAUAUACUGAACAAUGGACUCAAUAUGUCAAAACUUGGUCAGUUAACUAGAGCUCACAAAGAUGGGUGUUUGUUUGGUACGUGUCCCUCUUUCAUUGUGAAGCACUCAACUUCAACAUCCCUCAUCUGUUUUUGGUACAAAUUAAACAUGUUUAUCCUUUACAGGCCUGUGAAUGCUGUUCAGACAGACAGGGUAUUCUAUUUAUGGGUACGAGAGUGACAAGUUCCCAGUUGUUUUUUGCCAGACAUUUUGUGACUUGUUUAUCCAUUCCAUGAGAGGUGAAGAUGGUUGCCGCCUCUAGAUUGGUGCCUCAAACAACUCCUCCUCAGAGAGGCCUUUCCCAUACACUUAAAUGUGUCUUCACUGAGGGCUACGCUAAGCUACUUUUUACUCUGACAGUGAUAGUAAUCAACAUAAAUUAUAUAAUUUUGAGCAGAGAAAAUUGAGAUCCUACUUGACUAUCUCAAUACAAUGCCUAUGGGAAAUGAGAGACAAAUUUGGGAAGAAUUGGGUAAAAUGAUUACCUUGUGAGAUGCAGCAGUACACUCACAAGGCUCUCUCCUGUCCAUCCAUCCAAGCACCAGGUCAGCGACAUCAAAGCAUCUCUUCCUUAUUUUCAUGUCCUCAUUCAUAACAUACAGAACUGUGAUAAAUAAUGGAAUAGUGUGCGGGAGGAAGUUUGGACUGCUGUUAAACUGACACUACAGAUCAUAUUUAAACAGGGUGAAUGGAUUUUAUUUGAUAAAAAUAAUAAUAAUGUAUUGUCUUUUUGUACGUUUUAACUGUCCUGAUGCUGGAUACUAUAUGACCAGGCUGGUGUUGGGAGGUAGUCCUACUAAUUGCAUUUUAUUCCCCCUCACUUUAUUUCUGAAUUAAUUUUGAACUAGUCAAACCACAAAACCAGUAAUGUAAGAUUUUAGGUACAAUAAUGUAACAAGCAUUUUCUCCCCAUACGCUAUCUCUCCUGGUACUCUGUGGGCAGCUAGUGAUGAACCUCUGUUGGUAUGUUAACUAGUUAUGGUACACUCAAUAUGGUACACUGGCUUCAACUGGUUGAUAGCACCUGCAGCCAUCAACCUGGUCCCAUCUUCGCGUUUGCACAUUUACUAAGGAUCAUUGGUAGUACAAUGUGACUAUUCUGAUGAUAUUGAUGAUGAAAACAAUAUUGGAUUGUAAAUUAAUCUCUAGCACUCUGUAUUUUGAUACUUGAAUGAUUUUGCUUUUAUAGAUAUCUAUCUAUAUAUAUAUAUAUCUAUAUAUAUAUAUGUAUGUAUGUAAUUUUUUGCCACAUUUGUCGUAAAGAGAAAAAGGACUGUGUCUUAUAAAGUUCAACAUAUCAUGAUACCCAACGAUUGAAAACAAACAGAGAAAGAACUUGGAGCGACCGCACUAAAGAAACAAAGAAAAAGAUUGUAAAUAAUAUUGGGCUUCCAGUCUUUUUAUGAUUAUUAUUUUUCAUAAUUGUACAACUAAUAAAUGAAGAAAUGAUGAACCAGA
Oncorhynchus tshawytscha (Chinook salmon) is the source of this 7315-nucleotide messenger RNA. RefSeq names its product ankyrin repeat and SAM domain-containing protein 1A-like. Bases 269 to 3856 code for a protein of 1195 amino acids. Gene Ontology annotation, molecular function: protein binding. The transcript is spliced from 26 exons. The record is from RefSeq and is a predicted model, not a curated record. Lineage: Eukaryota; Metazoa; Chordata; Actinopteri; Salmoniformes; Salmonidae. Gene Ontology annotation, cellular component: cytosol.